AUGUCACAAGAAGGGGCAUUCAUGAGUCGCGAGAAUUACACGGUCGGCUGGGUUUGCGCGCUACCCAAAGAGAUGGUUGCGGCAACUGCCAUGCUUGAUGAGGUACAUCCUCCUCUCUCCCAGCCUUUGCAUGACUCAAACAACUAUCGACUCGGUCGCAUAGGCCAUCAUAACAUUGUCAUAGCAUGUCUGCCCCUUGGUGUGAUUGGAAAUAACUCCUCAGCAACAGUCGCAACGAGGUUAACCUCUACCUUCCCCAGAAUCAGGGUCGGCCUUAUGGUAGGUAUUGGAGGUGGAGUCCCCACCGCUGUUCGGCUAGGCGACGUUGUCGUGAGUGCGCCAGAAGACAGCCACGGGGGUGUUAUACAGUGGGAUUUUGGCAAAGCCGAGCAAGGUCAGGGGUUUAGGAGAGUUGGGUCCCUCGACAGCCCACCAACGAUUCUCAAAACUACGCUUGCAGCCCUAAGAGUCAGACAUGAAAUGGAGGGACCUCAAAUCCCGGAGUUCCUUGACACCAUGGAAAGGAAAUGGCCCAGAUUAGCGCCAAAGUACACGCGGCGCGAGACACUGGAGGAUACACUCUUCCCAUCCGAGUAUCAGCACGUCGACACGGAACCAGACCAACUAGGAGACGACCAGCUGCAAUCAUGCAGCAGCUGCGAUUAUAGCAAGGCUAUUAGAAGAAUUCCCCGCGACAUGAGAGUUCAUUACGGUCUUAUUGCCUCUGGCAAUCAGGUUAUCAAAGAUGGGAAAUUUCGGGACGAGGUCAACUCCCAACUGGGAGGCAAAGUUCUAUGCUUCGAGAUGGAAUCCGCCGGAUUGAUGAAUGACUUUCGGUGUAUAGUUAUCAGAGGUAUCUGUGACUAUGCCGAUUCUCAUAAAAACAAGGCAUGGCAAGAAUACGCAGCGGCAGUCGCGGCAGCAACAGCCAAGGAGUUUCUCUUGCUUGUUCCUGGACAAGAACUGGCAAUCAUGCCCCCUAUGGUGAAAGUGCUAGACCACGUUGAACAAAUUCAGUUGGAUAUGACUAGCAUGAAAGACGUUCUGCAAGAUCUUGAUGAUGCAGAUCUUUUGCAGCGAAUCUCAGAUCUCGACCCGGCAGCAGACCACAAGAGGGCCCGCAGCAAACAUGUCCCGACGACUGGCCAGUGGCUACUACAAGACGAUUCUUAUAUAUCAUGGGCCCAUGGGAAUGAGCGUCUGCUAUGGCUAUAUGGGAUCCCUGGGAGUGGAAAGACGAUGCUAAGUUCGACGGUCAUCAAUGAUAUACAAAAGACCUACCAGCACGACCAGGGCACGAGGAUUGCUUUUUUCUACUUCGACGUCACUGAUAGCCGCAAGCGCACCGCGGAAGGAUGUAUACGCAGCAUCCUGCGUCAAAUAUCGGCACCUCGGCCUCCCGAAGCUGUUAAGGCUCUUUACGUUAGGGCUAGGAGGAUAUCUACCCAGCCAACGGUGGCGUCAAUCCUCUGCGUUCUUAAAGAAAUCCUCAAGUCGCUGAAACGGUGUUUCAUGGUUAUAGAUGGCCUCGACGAGUGCGAUGACAUCGGGACAUUCUUGGAGACCCUAGUAUCUAUCAACGCGGUGGCAACAGUCAAUCUCCUGGUCACUAGUCCCCUAUGGCCAAGUAUACAGCGAGCAAUGUCGACUAGGGGAGCAAUCAGAAUAGAGAUUGAGAUGUCUCGAAUAGAAAAAGACGUGCAUACCUACACUCACCAAAGACUAUACGGCAAGGAAGAGUUCUCUGGGCGUUGGCCAAAAGAGCUCAAGAAGCGAAUUCAUCAGUCGUUGGUUCUGAAAGCAGCAGGACUGUUUCGACUGGCAGAAUGCCAGCUACGCGAAAUCGAACGAUGUUAUAGCUAUCACGACCUCGAGGUGGCACUCCAUACACUUCCAACCAGCCUCGGUAACAUAUAUGAUCAGAUGCUCGAUCAGAUUCCUUUAAAGCGGCGAAAACAAGCACAAUUUCUUCUCAUGUGGCUUGCUUUCCCUAUGCGGCCACUACUCCUUGAAGAAGCUUCUGAACUCUUUGCCUUGAAAUUUAACGGCACUUCGCCAAGAUUAGAUCCGCGAAGACGAGUCCUAGACCCUCAAGGCAUUCUGUCGAUAUGUCCCGGGGUGAUAACUGUGGCGCACAAGGACAGUGGCAAGCCAGACGACUCUAGUGGCCAGUUGGUGGUCAAGUUGGCACACGCAUCUGUCAAGGACUACCUUAUUUCUUGUGGGAGCCCUCCCGAUGAGUCAAAGAAAUGGUACAGUCUAGACGAGAAUCUAGCUCACCAUUCUAUUGCUAUUACCUGUCUGCACUACCUCUCACAAUUGAACACCCCUAAUGCAAUUACCUCUAAACUCCAAGGUGACUAUCCAUUAGCUCAAUAUGCUGCUCAGUUUUGGCCAUCACAUGCACGAUCGGCUUCAGCCAAAGACGGCUUUCGCCUGCAACUACUGAUGGAGGAUGUAUUUGUGUUUCACGGGAACGUAUUCACAAACUGGAUAAGAAUCCAUGAUCUUGAUGAGCCGUGGAGGACCCGAACCAAGCCACUUGAUGUAUCAUUUACUCCCUUUUUACCUUCGCCGCUCUAUAUCGCCUCACUUAUAGGGUUAGAUACCGUUGUAUCCUGCAUCCUUAGCAAUGAGCCCGAAAUCUUGACUACAGAAGGAGUUUACGGCAAUGCUCUCCAUGCGGCUGCGGCAAAAGGUCAUUCUCGGGUGGUCAAGCUGUUGCUGAAUUCUAGCGUUCCAGUUGACACAACAGGGUUGUACGGGACCGCCUUACAAACCGCAGCAUAUGAAGGACAGGCCGGAGUUUGUCAUGUUCUUCUCAAUAGUAACGCCGACAUACACGCAAGAAGCGACGAAUUUGGCAAUCCUCUGGAGGCUGCUAUCUACGGCGGUCAUAUCGAAGUGGUUCAGGUCCUCCUUGAUAGAGGUGCCGAUAUCACUAAGCCGGGACGACACUAUGUGGAUAGUUUGCACACAGCCUGUACCUUGGGAAACUUGGAUAUCGUUGAGCUACUCCUUGAUCAACGGAAGAUCAAUCCGCUCAGCCAGUCCUACAACCUUGCUCUCCAGACUUCCUCUGACCGCGGGUUUUCUCAGAUAUAUGCCCUCCUCCAGACAUUCGGGCCGGACCCAAAGGCUCGGGAUGAACUAUAUGGCACAGCACUCCAUGCAGCUGUAGCAGACGGCUACACUCAAAUCGUCAAGUUAAUGCUUGAGCAGAAGCAGGAAGACAUCAAUGCUGUAAAUGAGGAACACGGAACACCACUCUGCAUUGCCUCAACCACUGGCAACGAAGAAAUUGUGCAACUAUUACUGAACAGCGGAGCAAACCCCCGAAUUCAAUGCUCAGCGGGAACGCCCCUACACAUUGCGUCCAGUCUAGGGCACUUAGGCGUUGCAAAGACGCUUCUCAAAACGACUAAAGCGAGCAUGAUAAACUCGAUAGGAGGCAAUUUCGGCACACCCCUCCAGGCGGCUUGUUAUCGAGGACACGUUGAAGUCGCCAAACUGCUGCUUCAUUCCGGCGCUGAUCCUAAUCUCCCCGCGGGAAGGUAUAUAUCUGCCUUGCAUGCUGCGGCUUGUGGCAUUUGCCUCUCCGCGCACGCACAGACAGAGACUGUCCAGGUUCUUCUUGAUUAUGGAGCCGAUGUUAAUAUUGUGAGUGAGGAGUUCGGCACCCCGGUACAGGCGGCUUUGUCUUGUGGUAAUUUCCGGGUUGUGAAGUUGCUUGAGAGAUAUGGGGGGUAG
Messenger RNA from Penicillium verrucosum, 3750 nucleotides. RefSeq names its product ankyrin repeat-containing domain protein. The record is from RefSeq and is a predicted model, not a curated record. Bases 1 to 3750 code for a protein of 1249 amino acids. Gene Ontology annotation, biological process: proteolysis; nucleoside metabolic process. Gene Ontology annotation, molecular function: protein binding; aspartic-type endopeptidase activity. Lineage: Eukaryota; Fungi; Ascomycota; Eurotiomycetes; Eurotiales; Aspergillaceae. The transcript has 5 exons.